Molecule: messenger RNA, 1437 nt
Organism: Ramularia collo-cygni
Lineage: Eukaryota; Fungi; Ascomycota; Dothideomycetes; Mycosphaerellales; Mycosphaerellaceae
Exons: 1
Coding region: 1-1437 (478 amino acids)
Source: RefSeq, a predicted model, not a curated record
AUGACGACCGCAUUCCAGCGCCUCAACGAGCGCAAGCAACGUCCCAACAGCCGCAUAGACUUCAUCAAAGCCAUCGACAACCAUCCCCACGGCGAAGACUUUCUCAACCGCAUCGCGGCGCAAUGCUUUCCCGUCAUGAACAAAGCCGGAAUCAACGUACGAUCUYUCGAAGAAUACGAACCCAAUCCCGAAUUUCUCGGACGCAACUUCAACGGAGGCGAGGUCAUUCAGCUGGUAUUGAAGGACAAGCAGGGUAGAUGGCUCGGUUUGAAUUUCGUGCAAAUGGUCAUGAUGCAUGAACUGGCACAUUGCAAGCAAAUGAAUCACAGUCGUGCUUUCUGGGCGGUGCGGAAUGACUACGCCAAGCAGAUGGAGGAGAUUUGGAAGUCGGGUUACGUGGGAGAGGGGAUGCAUGGACGGGGCAGAGAUUUGGAGAAUGGGAGCAUUGUUCACAAUCGUCCGCCGGAUAUGACUCAAGUUCCCGGGCAUCUCUGUGGCGGUACCUUUCAGAAGAGAGGUCGCAAGAGAAAGGCUGGACGUCAAGGAGAUCAGCCUGUGAAAGUCACUUAUGCCGAGCGUCAGCAACGCCGGAUUGAGAAGAAAUUUGGCAAGCAUGGUGAAGGCGCGUCUGUUGGUGAAGAUGACUUGCUGCGAGGUGCUCUGGAAACUAUGAAUGGUGGGAAGAGGAGGCAGGGCAAGCCAAAGGUUGCCAAAAGCAAGCGUGGAAGAGAUCUCUGCGCGAAUGCCGCACUCGCGAGGUUUGCACAGGCGAAGACUAAGCCCAAGGAGGAGCCGAAGGAAGAGGAACAGACAUUGAAGGUUGAGGAGAGUGAGACGGACUCAGAAUGGGAGGACGAUUUCGUUCAAGUUUGUGGAGAUGAGGAUCGCGAUGAUGCUGAAGCUGGCAACGAAAUGGAUGCCCUGAGGAUGCUCUCUGCCGGAAAGAACAAACAUCCAACCCUCCGAGAAGAUGCAGAAUUGGACGGUUCGGAGACGGAAAGCGAAGCAGAGGAUGAAGAUGAACGUGAAGGGAAUGCUGCAGCCCAAUCCACCUUGACUGUCGAAGAGACUGAAAUGCUCCGGGAGCUCGAUCGCACUAAGACCGCCUCCGAGUCGGAAGAGGCUUCUUCUUCAGCAGCGAUAGAUCUCACAUUGAUCCCGGAUUCCGCCACGAAAUGUCCAAUCUGCUCGCUCGAAAACGAAACCAAUGCCACACUCUGCAUAGCCUGUUCGCAUGUCCUGCGGAUCGAGCUUGUGCGAGAUCAUUGGCGUUGCAAGAGUGAGACUUGCAAAGGCAGCAAGUAUAUCAAUCCUGGAGACUUUGGUCGCUGUGGACUGUGCAAUUCUCCCAAGCCUCAGCAAGUCUCGAGGCUACCUUCAGCGGGUCAAGGACGUGCUGUUGGACUUACCCGGCCGGAAGUGCUGAGAUGGGAUUGA